CGGGGGGCGCGCGCGGGCUGCAGUGUCGGGGUGUCGCCGGCGGGCGGCGCUGCGGCGGGCACUGGAACGAUGGCCGCUCGGGUCGCGGAGGGAGCGCAGGCCGUCCGCCGACUGUUGCGAGCGUUUCAUGUACUGACACGGAGCAUGUCUGCGGAGGCUCAGAAUGCAGCGCCCUCGUACAGGUUCGAGAGCCUGCGUGUGACAGGAGUGAGAGACAGCGUGCUGCACGUGGAACUGAACAGGCCGGAGAAGAGGAACGCGAUGAACAAAACCCUUUGGAGAGAGAUGGUGGAAUGCUUUAACAGAAUAGCCCAGGACAGCGACUUCAGAGUCGUGGUGAUAUCGGGAGCUGGAAAAAUGUUUACUGCAGGAAUUGACCUGAUGGACAUGGCCGGAGAUGUGUUGCAGUUGGAAGACACUGCUGACGCAGCCCGAAAGGCAUGGCACUUGCGGAACAAAAUCCUCCAAUACCAGGAGAGCUUCAAUGUGAUAGAAAAGUGCCCGAAGCCCGUCAUUGCAGCGAUUCACAGUGCCUGCAUCGGGGGAGGUAUGGAUCUGAUUACAGCCUGUGAUGUUCGACUGUGUUCACAAGAUGCCUGGUUCCAAGUGAAGGAGGUGGAUAUCGGAAUGGCAGCCGAUGUGGGAACUUUGCAGCGACUUCCCAAAGUAAUGGGAAAUGCCAGCCUGGUGAGUGAGCUUGUUUACACAGCAAGGAAGAUGAUGGCAGAUGAAGCAAUGAGGUGUGGCCUGGUGAGUCGUGUCUUCAAAGACAAGGAAACCAUGUUGGAAGGUGCCUUUGAUAUGGCAACUGAGAUCGCCAGCAAGAGCCCUUUGGCAGUGCAGGGAAGCAAGCUGAACAUGAUCUACUCCCGGGAACACUCUGUUAAGGAAGGCCUGAAUUACAUUGCCACAUGGAACAUGUCAAUGCUUCAAACAGAGGACAUUGGAAAGUCAGCUCAAGCUGCAAUGGAGAAAAAGUCUCCUAGAGAUGUAACUUACUCAAAACUCUAAUGGAACCAAAUCUCUGAAUAUUUCCAAUUGUAAUCCUUCUCCCAUCCAGAUCCUGUACUAUACUCUUACUACUUUGAUGAAUUUUAUUUAAGAAAAGAACUAAUUGUUUACCAAAAAAUAUUUCUGUAAUUAAACAUUACAUUGGC
Messenger RNA from Pristis pectinata (smalltooth sawfish), 1157 nucleotides. It is a transcript of the gene ech1, whose product is annotated as enoyl CoA hydratase 1, peroxisomal. Gene Ontology annotation, cellular component: mitochondrion. The transcript is spliced from 10 exons. The record is from RefSeq and is a predicted model, not a curated record. NCBI's taxonomy places the organism in Eukaryota, Metazoa, Chordata, Chondrichthyes, Rhinopristiformes, Pristidae. Gene Ontology annotation, molecular function: delta(3,5)-delta(2,4)-dienoyl-CoA isomerase activity. The coding region runs from base 70 to 1011 and encodes 313 amino acids.